This is a messenger RNA of Drosophila grimshawi, 957 nucleotides long. RefSeq names its product UDP-N-acetylglucosamine transferase subunit ALG14 homolog (gene Alg14). NCBI's taxonomy places the organism in Eukaryota, Metazoa, Arthropoda, Insecta, Diptera, Drosophilidae. Gene Ontology annotation, cellular component: UDP-N-acetylglucosamine transferase complex. Bases 240 to 833 code for a protein of 197 amino acids. Gene Ontology annotation, biological process: dolichol-linked oligosaccharide biosynthetic process. The transcript has a single exon. The record is from RefSeq and is a predicted model, not a curated record.
ACGGCUUAUAAGCAAAUAACAUUUAAGUUACAAACAGCUUAUAAAUAAAUAACAUUUAAGGCAAAUAACUGUUGCACAUGGCUGUUUUUAUUGAAGACAUGAAUUUGCUCGAAACUGUUACUGAGGGUAACUAGACUAAACAAAUCUUAUGUUUGCAUAGUGUGGCCAGAGAUUAUUUUGAAAAGGUAAACAAAAGCUGGUUAGAAAUUUCCAAGUGGUCUCCGCAAUUAAUCGAAACAAUGAUGAGUACGAGCAAAUCACCGACAACUGAGACGAUACACCCCACCUUUGUGAUACUCGGAUCGGGCGGCCACACCGCUGAGAUGUGCAAAAUGAAUCAGGCACUGCUGCGUGACCAGAACACAUACCAAAAGAAAUACCAGCCGGUACGUUACAUUGUGGCCAAUAGCGAUGAUACCUCAGAGCGUCACCUGCGUGUCGCAAUGCCUUCUGUGACGAAGGACAGCGAUUUCAUCCGAGUGCCGCGCAGUCGAAGCGUCGGCCAGAGCUGGGUGAGCACUAUAUUCACAACGCUGUGGUCACUCCUCUGGAGCUGCUGGCUGGUUUGGCGCGACCGGCCACAACUGGUACUGUGUAACGGGCCUGGCACCUGUGUACCCUACUGCUACGCAGCAUAUAUGUGGCGACUGCUUGGCCGCCUGCCCGCCCACAGCCGGAUAGUCUUUGUGGAGAGUUAUUGUCGCGUCGAAACGCUCUCACUGAGUGGCCGCCUCCUCUUGCCUCUGGCCGAUAUGUUUGUCGUCCAUUGGCCAGCGCUGGCCGCACGCUACUCCCACAAGCCUAAUAUUCGAUAUUUUGGCCGAAUCUUAUAGGAAUCAUACGCAUAAUCUUUCAAAUAUAUGCCAUCGAUUUGAAGUGCAUCCAAUGAUACUUUCCACUUCAAAAAGAUCAAUAUUGGUUUCACAAAAAAAAAAAUAAAAAUCAAACCGUAUACAA